GGGGGAAAAAGGUUGGUUUUUUCAAGAACUAUUGCCACAAUGUGGAUCCAAGUGCGCACCAUGGAUGGGAAGGAAACGCAUCGAGUGGAUUCUCUUUCCAAGCUCACCAAGGUGGAAGAUCUCAGGCAGAAGAUAUAUGAAGUAUUCCAGGUGGCACCUGAUAGACAGAGGCUUUUCUACAGGGGCAAACAGAUGGAAGAUGGUCACUCCCUGUUUGAUUACAGUGUUGGCUUGAAUGACAUUGUUCAACUGCUGGUAAGGCAAAGCCCUGCCCUCCUGCCUCUGGCUAACAAAGAAAAAGACCCUGAACUUUCGGACACGGACUCUGGCUGCAGCUCAGGCCAGAGCGACUCUGAUAAAAGCUCCAAUAAUGGGGAAGGGGCUGUGGAGAUGGAGGCGCAGCCCAGCACAGCGACUCAGGCUGACUUGAUGGACCCAGGCUUUGGAUUCUACAAGAUCAAUGAGCUGGUGGAUGCCCGGGACACGAGCAUGGGGGCCUGGUUUGAAGCUCAAGUUGUCAAUGUGACCCUGAAGGGAAAGUCAGCCAGCAAGGAGUGCGAUGAAGAACCUGAGCUGCAAGAAGCUGUCCUUGAGGAGGACAUAAUAUAUCAUGUGAAAUAUGAAGACUAUCCAGAGAAUGGUGUCAUCCAGUUGAGCUCCAAAGAUGUGCGUGCCCGGGCCAGGACAAUCUUGAAGUGGGAGGAGCUAGAAAUAGGAGACAUUGUUAUGCUGAAUUACAAUCCUGAUGAUCCAAAGGAAAGAGGAUUUUGGUACGAUGCAGAGAUCCUACAUAAACGAGAAACCAGGACUUACAAGGAAUUAUAUGCUAAGAUUGUUCUCGGGGAUGCUGGGGAUACCUUAAACGACUGCCGAAUCACGCUUGUGGAGGAAAUCUACAAGAUUGAAGAGCCCGGGUGUGCCAUUCCCCUUACUGCUGAAAGUCCUAUAAAAAGGCAGAGCGGGCCAGUGUGUAAACAGUGUAAAGACAACCCCAACAAAACUUGCCGGAUAUGUGCCUGUCACGUGUGUGGUGGGAAAGAGGCUCCCGAGAAACAGCUCAUGUGUGACGAGUGUGACAUGGCUUUCCACAUCUACUGUCUGAACCCUCCGCUUAGCUGCAUACCUGAGGAGGAGGACUGGUAUUGCCCAGAAUGCCGCAAUGAUGCGAGCGAGGUAGUGCUGGCUGGUGAGAAGCUCAAAAAAAGCAAGAAGAAAUCUAAGAUGGCAUCUGCUAACUCCUCCUCUCAGCGGGACUGGGGCAAGGGCAUGGCAUGUGUGGGCCGCACUAGGGAAUGCACCAUUGUUCCAUCAAACCAUUAUGGACCAAUCCCCGGGAUUCUAGUUGGGACCAUGUGGAAGUUUAGAGUCCAGGUGAGCGAGUCUGGUGUCCACCGGCCCCAUGUUGCAGGUAUUCAUGGCAGGAGCAAUGACGGAGCCUAUUCUUUGGUCUUGGCAGGAGGCUAUGAGGAUGACGUGGAUCACGGGAAUUCAUUCACCUACACGGGAAGCGGAGGGCGGGACCUCUCUGGAAACAAACGCACGGCAGAACAGUCUUGCGAUCAAAAGCUCACAAACAUGAACAGGGCUUUGGCUCUGAACUGUAGUGCUCCGAUCAACGAUAAAGAUGGUGCAGAGGCUAAGGACUGGAGAGCUGGAAAGCCAGUCAGAGUGGUACGGAAUAUGAAGGGGGGCAGGCACAGCAAGUACGCCCCCAAGGAUGGGAACCGAUAUGAUGGCAUCUACAAGGUGGCAAAAUACUGGCCUGAAACAGGGAAAUCUGGCUUCUUAGUGUGGCGCUACCUUCUCAGGAGAGAUGAUGAGGAGCCAGCCCCUUGGACCAAGGAAGGGAAGGAGAGGGUGAAAAAACAUGGUCUCACAAUGCAGUAUCCUGAAGGGUAUCUGGAAGCUGUUGCUAAUAAACAUAAAGAAAAUCGCAAGAAAAGAGAGCAGGUUCAAACUACAGGAAAAGGGAAGAGGAAAAGAAAAUCUGGGACUGAUACAGAUCACUCACUCUCUCCUGCUGGCACAUCGAAGAGGAUUAAAGUGGCAGUCUACAAGCUCACACCCCAGCAGAAAUCACUUAUCAAAGAGGAUGAAGCCAAUGCGAAGCUGUGGAAUGAAGCACUGGAAGCCCUUAAAGAUGGGCCAAAGUUCCUGAACAAGGUGGAAGAAACCUUCCUGUGCAUUUGCUGUCAGGAGGUGGUGUUUCGGCCAAUCACGACUGUGUGCCAGCACAACGUGUGUAAAGCUUGUCUGGAUCGAUCUUUCCGAGCAGAAGUAUACAGCUGCCCUACUUGCCGCUACGACCUUGGCAAAAACUACACGAUGCAAGUGAACCAGCGCCUGCAGAGUCUCCUAAAUCAGCUCUUCCCAGGCUAUGGAAAUGGACGGUGAUCCCCAAAAGCACUUCUAAUUUCCUUAAAAUGUUUUGUCCCCUGAAAAACCUUUAUGGGGUUUUGGUGGGGCUUUAUUUAAAUAAAUAGC
Varanus komodoensis (Komodo dragon) is the source of this 2484-nucleotide messenger RNA. It is a transcript of the gene UHRF1, whose product is annotated as ubiquitin like with PHD and ring finger domains 1. The transcript is spliced from 17 exons. The coding region runs from base 40 to 2394 and encodes 784 amino acids. The record is from RefSeq and is a predicted model, not a curated record. Gene Ontology annotation, biological process: negative regulation of gene expression via chromosomal CpG island methylation. Gene Ontology annotation, molecular function: protein binding; ubiquitin protein ligase activity. Lineage: Eukaryota; Metazoa; Chordata; Lepidosauria; Squamata; Varanidae.